CAGAGAGGAGAACAGCACUGUUUAUUAUUUAACACAAGAAUUUAACAGCUCUCUUCAGUUCUCUUAACAAAAUUAACGUUAGUUUUGUAUACAAUAACUUUACGACAUGAACCAUCACUCAUGGAGAGGGCAUCAUUGUCCCCCUGGAGACAUCAACUGCACUGCAAGUUUUAAGGAGUCACUGGGCAGCAGAAGCUACAAGUUGCUUCAUGUUCCUAUCCAUGGGCCGACCCACAGCCACCACCACGAGCCUCCACACCCGUUCCCCACCGUGGAUGUUCCUGACCAUGCCCACUACAUCAUCGGCUCUGUCAUCUUAAUAGUCGGCAUCACCGGAGUGAUUGGAAACACGCUGGUGAUCUACGUUUUCUGCCGGAGCCGUACACUACGCACCGCAGGAAACAUGUUUGUGGUGAACCUGGCUGUUGCUGAUCUCUUCAUGUCACUCACCCAGUCGCCCGUGUUCUUCGCAGCCAGCCUGCACAGACGCUGGGUGUUCGGUGAGCGCUCUUGUGAGCUCUACGCCUUUUGUGGUGCACUCUUUGGGAUUUGUUCAAUGAUGACUUUGACCACCAUCGCUGCCGAUCGCUGCUUAGCCAUAACUCAGCCUCUCGCCCUCGUGGGCAGAGUUAGCCGAAGCAAGGCAGGCAUGGUGUUGGCCGUCGUGUGGCUCUACUCACUAGGCUGGAGCCUUCCACCAUUUUUUGGCUGGAGUGCUUAUGUUCCAGAGGGUCUUCAGACUUCCUGUUCUUGGGACUAUAUGACCUUUACUCCAUCCGUGCGUGCAUACACCAUCCUCCUUUUCAUUUUUGUGUUCUUCAUCCCACUAGGCAUUAUCGCCAGCUGCUACUUCGGAAUCUUUCAAGCUAUCCGAGCUGCGGGGAAGGAAAUCCGAGAGCUGGAUUGUGGGGAAACGCAUAAGGUGUAUGAACGCAUGCAGAACGAAUGGAAGAUGGCGAAAGUUGCCCUCCUGGUCAUUGUGCUUUUUGUAAUAUCAUGGUCGCCCUACUCCGUGGUUGCCCUUACUGCCACGGCUGGGUAUUCCCAUCUCCUGACGCCCUACAUGAAUUCAGUACCUGCUGUGAUCGCCAAGGCCUCGGCCAUCCAUAAUCCCAUCAUCUACGCAAUUACGCAUCCGAAAUAUCGGGCGGCUAUUGCCCGUUACAUUCCGGUACUACGCUCCAUCCUGCGUGUCAAAGAGAAGGAUCUCCGUUCUUCUUUUAGUUCUGGCAGUGUCAGUUCCCGUCGUCCGACUCUCACCAGUCAGUGCUCUCUGGGGGUCAGCAUCGGCAAUGCUGCGCGAGCGAAUGGCCGCUGGGGGAAGACACGCUUGUCUUCUGCUUCAGAUAGUGAUUCUUGUUGGACUGAGAGUGAGGCUGAUGGUUCCAGCGUCAAUUCAAUGACCUUUGGUCGACGCGUGUCCACCGAGAUCUCUACAGAUACUGCUAUUCUCUCUCCAGGGUCGAGUACUAACAGCUCCAGUGGGCAGAAGCCGGAGAAGACACACAAAGUUGUAAGCGGACCGGUGCCAUCUAUUACUUUUGAAAUGGAUGCAGCCGAAGGCGAGUCUGUGUCUGAUGGGAAGGCUUUGCUCCUUGGGGGGGAACCAAGGGAAUGAUGCAGUGCUUCAGAAAAACUUUGGUAGUAGUAACUUGAGUAGUAGUUGCUUUGACCUAUUGUUUUUACUAUAAAUAUAUAAUCAUAUAUUUCUUUACUCAGCACAUGUUGUGAACAGCCCCUGUCUUGUCAGUUUUGUGAACUGUUAUUCAGGUUAUGUGUGAAUUUAGCAAAUGCAUUUAUUAAUAUAUCCAAAUGCAAUUAUUAAUAUAUUUAAUGUUUUUCUUCAGAAAAUGUAAGCAUUUGUUAAUUUCUUUCUUUUUAUUAAAACCGUAACUAUUUAGAUUUUUUCUGGUUUAAUCUGAUGAUAUUCUGGCGUGGAUUUUAAUAGUUAAGUAAAUGUAUCUAAAUAAUGUUUGGCAUAAUUUUUAUUUAAAUAAAGCAGCAUAAGCAAAUG
Labeo rohita (rohu) is the source of this 2014-nucleotide messenger RNA. RefSeq names its product opsin 4.1 (gene opn4.1). Gene Ontology annotation, biological process: G protein-coupled receptor signaling pathway; visual perception. Lineage: Eukaryota; Metazoa; Chordata; Actinopteri; Cypriniformes; Cyprinidae. Gene Ontology annotation, molecular function: G protein-coupled receptor activity. Bases 107 to 1618 code for a protein of 503 amino acids. The record is from RefSeq and is a predicted model, not a curated record. The transcript has a single exon. Gene Ontology annotation, cellular component: membrane.